Molecule: messenger RNA, 1518 nt
Organism: Scomber japonicus (chub mackerel)
Lineage: Eukaryota; Metazoa; Chordata; Actinopteri; Scombriformes; Scombridae
Product: melanopsin-A-like
Exons: 10
Coding region: 1-1518 (505 amino acids)
Biological process (GO): G protein-coupled receptor signaling pathway; visual perception
Cellular component (GO): membrane
Molecular function (GO): G protein-coupled receptor activity
Source: RefSeq, a predicted model, not a curated record
AUGGUGCACGACGCCCCCCACCCCUUCCCCACCGUGGACGUGCCCGAUCACGCGCACUACACCAUCGGCUCCGUCAUCCUCGCCAUCGGCAUCACCGGCAUGAUCGGAAACUUCCUGGUCAUUUAUGCCUUCAGCAAGAGUCGCAGCCUGCGGACGCCGGCCAACAUGUUCAUCAUUAACUUGGCCAUCACAGACCUGCUGAUGUGUGUCACCCAGUCGCCCAUCUUCUUCACCACCAGCAUGCACAAGAGGUGGAUCUUUGGAGAGAAAGGUUGCGAGCUGUACGCCUUCUGCGGUGCUCUCUUCGGGAUCUGCUCCAUGAUCACGCUGACCGUCAUCGCCGUCGACCGAUACUUCGUCAUCACUCGGCCUCUGGCCUCCAUCGGCAUGUUGUCGUGGAAACGGGCCCUCGUCAUCCUCGUGGCGGCCUGGCUCUACUCGUUGGCAUGGAGCCUGCCGCCGUUCUUCGGAUGGAGUGCGUACGUCCCCGAGGGUCUUUUGACUUCCUGUACGUGGGACUACAUGACCUUCACCCCAUCGGUGCGAGCGUACACAAUGCUGCUCUUCAUCUUCGUCUUCUUCCUGCCACUCUUCAUCAUCAUCUACUGCUACGUCUUCAUCUUCCGGGCCAUCCGCGCCACCAACCAGGCCGUGGGGAAGAUUAACGGCAGCACUCACAGUCACGGCAGCACUCGAGACUCAGUGAAGAGUUUCCAUCGGCUGCAGAACGAGUGGAAGAUGGCUAAGAUUGCUCUGAUCAUCAUCCUGCUGUACGUCAUCUCCUGGUCUCCGUACUCCAGCGUCGCCCUCACCGCCUUCGCCGGGUACGCCGACAUGUUGACGCCCUACAUGAACUCUGUGCCUGCUGUCAUCGCCAAGGCCUCGGCCAUCCACAACCCCAUCAUCUACGCCAUCACACACCCAAAGUACAGGGUGGCGUUGGCGAAGUACAUCCCGUUUCUUGGGACCCUGCUGUGUGUUCAUCCUCGUGACUUGCGCUCAGCCAGCAGCAGCUUCGUGUCCACGCGUCGCUCCACCGUCACCAGUCAGACCUCCGACAUCAGCAGCCAGUUCAGGCGGCAGAGCACCAACAAGUCCCGCCUCUCCUCCGCCUCCGACAGCGAAUCGGGUCUUACGGACACGGAGAACGAUAUGUCCAGUAUGAGCUCCAGACCCGCCAGCCGCCAGGUGUCCUGUGACAUCAGCAGAGACACCGCUGAGUUCCCCGACUUCAAACCUUCAUCCAGCUUCAAGUCCAAGAUGAAGAGCCACGACUCAGGCAUCUUUGAAAAGACGUCCUACGACAAUGAUAUCUCCAUGGCCGGGGUCAGUGAACGCAACAGCGUCCCAAACAGCUCUGACAUCACAGACGGUCACAUGAUGAGAGGUACGAUCGGUCGCAUCCCGAGCAUCGUCAUCACCUCCGAGACCAGCCCCUUCCUUCCCAUUGGCCGAAACGGCUCCCGCUCCGCCCGCAACAAGUCAGCCAACAGCAACACAGGGGCGGGGUCAAGCUAG